AUGGCGAACGGUCACCAUGAUAGCAUCCCCGUCAAGGAAGCGGACAUGGACAACAUCGAACAUAUGGAGAACAUCCUCAAGCCAACACCUUCGCACUUCGAAAAGCUCUACCUCGCUCCCGAGCAAGCAGUCGCCGGCAAGCUUCGCCUAACCUUUGCCAACCCGACCCCAAUUGCCCUCGGCGGCUUUCUGCUUGCCAACACUCCAGCAACAAUCAUGCUGAUGGGCUGGCACGGGGCUGGCGCUGGCGUGGGCAACGCUAGUGCCGAUACUGGAGCAUACUUCUUUUGUGGCGCCAUCCUGCUGUACUUCGGUGCCGUAGGUGAAUGGAUCUUAGGGAACACGUAUCCAGCUACGGUAUUCUUCACCUUCGGUGGCUUCUGGGGGACGUUUGGAGCAACCCUGACGCCUUUCUUCAACGCGGUGAACGGCUACGGCAACGACCCGGCGGGCUUCUACAACAGCUUCGCCAUGUUUCUGAUCUUCAUGGCGGUGCUGUGUCUAUUGUACGCUAUCGCGGCACUCCGGACGAACAUUUGCCUGGUGAUCAUCCUGGUGUGCUUCACGGUCACCUUCCCAUGCCUCGCAGCGAGCUACUUCUACACCGCCGAUGGUCUCGGACCAGCCACUGCCACCAGAGUUGUCGGUGCUGCAUUCGCGUUUGUUGCAAGCAUGGUCGCUUGGUAUUUGUGGUUCUCCAUGGUACUCGAAUCUGUCGAUUUCCCGCUGACCCUACCAGUCGGUGACCUUAGCGGCUUUAUCAAGGGCAAGAGUGAUAAGCUGAAGCAGGCAGAGCACAUGGCUUGA
This is a messenger RNA of Baudoinia panamericana UAMH 10762, 807 nucleotides long. RefSeq lists its product as uncharacterized. Gene Ontology annotation, cellular component: plasma membrane. The record is from RefSeq and is a predicted model, not a curated record. The transcript has 3 exons. The coding region runs from base 1 to 807 and encodes 268 amino acids. Lineage: Eukaryota; Fungi; Ascomycota; Dothideomycetes; Mycosphaerellales; Teratosphaeriaceae. Gene Ontology annotation, molecular function: acetate transmembrane transporter activity.